Mesorhabditis belari is the source of this 11247-nucleotide messenger RNA. The record is from the annotation of a GenBank genome assembly. NCBI's taxonomy places the organism in Eukaryota, Metazoa, Nematoda, Chromadorea, Rhabditida, Rhabditidae.
AUGAAAGUCGACGUUAGUUCUUCGAAAGCUUUUACAACGGAUUUGAAUCCGGCAUGCGCAAAGGCGAUCUCUGAGUUUCAAGCCCCGAGCAGCGAAGAAGAAUUUAUAAAGAAAUUGACCUCGAUGAAUGAAUGGAGCUCAGUCGUGGGAAAGACAGAAAUGAUUCGUUGGGUCGAGGUGUUGGACCGAAUGGAUUCGAUUUUGGAAAGAGCGACGACACUCGAUGAAAACAACAGAUAUCUCGUCGACGUUGACAUGACUCUGAAAAACUCGGUGAUGGUCAUACUGAAGUUCACGAGUCUCCUCUUCGAAAACACCUCUACAAGAAGCGUUUACGCAAGCACUGAUAGAUUACUUCACUUGCUAAACAGUGAUUCGAUGGUUAUGGUCAUUCAAGUACUUCAAUUAUUUCAGUGUAUCUCAAAACGCUCACACUUUUUGCGAACCAAAAUGCCUACUCAUCAACAAACUCGUUUUCAGAGCAUUUUGACCGCAAUCUCACAGUGCUGGUUCUCAAAGUUACGCGUAAAGAUGAAACAGGUGGUGGAAGAUCUGAAGCCGAGCUAUGUUUGGCCGUACCAACACAAUAUAUCGAGUGAACGAGUGAUCAGCAUUGGGAAGCCAAAGGAAAACGAAUCACUGACAGCUUUGAUUAAAAGACAUGCAUCGAAUGAGACGGAAGCUGAAGAAAUGUUGAAAGAUGAUACGCUCCGAGCUCGCUUAAGAGUCGCCAAGCAUUUCUUUUCUGUUUCUGGACGUGUCUACAUUGUGACCACAAGAAUGAUUGCGAUUAGCACAUUGAUUUACUCGCGACUUCUCGGAGAUGACCUUGAGUCUCUAUUCACUCAAUCCACUUUCAUCUUGGAUUGUGGGGAAGUGGCAAAGAUCUCCGAUUACCCAGAAGAACAGGCUGAGAAGAUUGAAGACAUGCGAGCAGAGGCACUCCGAACAUUGACAAGCAUUGCGGCACAAGAUAAGUAUCCACGACUGCAGCAAGUGAUCGAGGUCCUGGGUGCGAGCAGUUAUCAUGGUUUUUUGGGAGUCUUGGUCCGCAAAUGUGUAGAUGACAUGCGAGCUGGAAAAGUGUCUCUUCAACUUUGCACGGCAUUGUUCUCGUUGUUGUAUCACAUCUCGAGUAUGGAUCAAGGAGGUGAGGCCAUUGUUGGGUGUGGUUUGCUGCCAACUCUUCUAUCCGUCGUCUCAUGCACAACGAUUUCCUUGUCCCAUAUCUCUUUUGUUACUCGAUGUGUGCGGGUGAUCGACUUGGUGACUGCCUACGAUGUUCAAAAUUUCCGUCAAUCAACCGGAAUGGACAUUUGCAUUGAUCGGCUUGUGCACGAAGUGGAACAGUGUAGAAAAGAGCAACCGUACACGAUUGAUGUCAAUCUGGAUAAACCUGAUGAUAGCGGAGUGAAUGAGUACAUUUUGCAAGCGCCUUGUGGUCGACCGUGUCACCAACAACGAUCCGCGCUCAUCAAGAGUCUUCUGAAUUUCUUGAAACGAAUCGUUGGAGACAAUCAUUUUACGGAACAAGCCCGUCAAAUGAUGAGCGGAAAUCUUCCCAAAGCUCUCAUCCACAUCAUCAGCAACGCCGACUAUUACACUGCCAGCCUUUUCCAGAAUUCUAUUCAAUUGGUAACCAACUUUGUGUAUCAAGAACCACAACAACUUUCAAAUCUUCAACAAAUGCAUCUGCCCUUUGUCAUCCUGCAUUCAUUGUUGCGAAAGGAGAUCCCAGCGGCCAAAGAUGUGAUCAACAACAUGACGAACACUUUCACGGCUUUGUGCUUGAACGCUCGUGGCCUGGAACAACUGAAAGCCUACGAACCAUUCGAUCACGUAUUCAAGAUCAUUCUCUCGCUGAAGUUCAUCACAGCGAUGAAAAGGAAAAGAAAUGACAUGAAUUAUGUCGCGACUGGAAUCGGCUCCUCAUUGGAUGAUCUCCUUCGUCAUCAUCAGUCCUUGAGAAGCCAGAUGGUGAAAUCACUAAUGCGAGUGCUCAAUCGAUUGAUGGAUGUUAGCACGAAACGAAGCAAUCAAGUUGUCAUGUCGCUCACAAAACUCCAAAAAGGAAGCCGAAGAAGAUUCCAGCUACAGAAUGCUAAUGAGAUGGCGGAGAAUAAUCGAAUUCGAUUGUUUGAUAUGGUUCUGCAUCAAGUCCCCGCCUCGCCACAAAGAGAUGAAGAAAGCGAAGAUGAUGAUGAAGUGGAAAGUGACACGAAUCAAGAAACUGAAGCUGAAAGCAAUAGGGAAGGGGAAUUCGAAACGGAUAGCGAACAAGCAAAGACAUCAACAACAGAUGAAGGAUCGAAGAUGGACACGAGCUCGCCUGAAGCAAAAAUGGUCGAUGAUACAAGGGCUGACAUGCUGGGAUUGAACAUCGACACUGUUGGGCCUGAUGGAAAUAUAAUUGUGCCAUUGGGAGAGUAUUUGUUGAUCUUUUACCAGAUAAUCGAGACAAUGGUCGCACAAAGCAACUUCCCCGAUGUCAUCACUGGCCUCAUUGAUGAAGGCGGAGUGGAUUUGCUGAUUAAACUCUCGCAAAUCAACCCAAUUCGUCUCCAAUUGGCUCAUUCGACUCUUCCACAAACAAUGGCAAACAUUCUCAAAUGUGCAUUGCAACAUUCAACCAACGAUGAGCUCCUCUCGUCUGUUCUGAAAACCUUGACAAAAACCCUGGAGCCAGUCACGAAGUUCCGACCAGUCGCCGGUUAUGCCGGUGUUCUGCCACUAUUUGGACAAGCGGGCGCUUCGGAAUCAAUUGGAUUAAUCACAUAUGUCACCUCGAUUGUUGGAAGUCUUUCGAAAACUGCUCAAACUAGCUCAGAAGAUACGCGCCAAAAAGUACUCCGUGCUUGGACGUCUCCCAAUGGAAUUGAGCUGGCUGACUCUUUAAACAUUGUGGCCAGAGUUGUCUCUAAAGAGUUGGCAAUCAAUCAGAUUGUGCAACAAUCAACAAAGGUUACCGCUCAAACGCAAACCGAUUCCGGUGUGGUUAGUGUGGAUACAGCCGCGGGAACUUCAGCCGAUGAACAAGUCGCUGUGACUGAAGAUCUUUCGAAGCAAGACGGUACACAGCCGGAAGAUGCGGUGAUCACAGAAGCAGCCCCACCCAGCAUUCCUUUGUGGCAACAAGCUGGAAUUCAUCAAACAGAACGCGAUUUUUGGACAAAACAAAAAGACAUUGCUUUGUUGCUGAUGAAAUCACAAAAGAGUCUCUUGGAUUUCCCGAUUCAACUCACAAAGGCCUGCUUAAAACCCCAGCGAAACCCGCGACGAUACGAACAACCACAAAGAGAACAAGCGAUGGGAGAGGAUGCAAAGAAACUGGCGGACACCAUCUUCAAAAAGUACUCGAAUAACAUCAAAGCGACGUACGAUGACUUUUCUCCAAUCAUGAAUGCUUAUGGAAUGGAUGUGAUCGAGCAAGUCUCUUCAUCGCUUUUUGACGAACGCCGCCAACCCAGUAUGCCACUUUUGGCAAUUUUCUACAAAUCUGGUUGUCAUCGAGCUUUCUGCCAAAUGUUGGUCUCCACCAUUGCACCGCAAUUCGAAACUGUGCCAGGAACAUCUAUCUCGCUUGAGACAUUGAUUCGACACUGGAUGAGUUUAGCUGAUCGACUCGUCAAUCGAAGCAAUUUCAAUGUCUCGAGAAAUCGCUCGCAUGUCGAUGCUCUCAACUUCCCACCGGAGAAAUAUUAUCGACUUGUUUUAACGGAUCUUUUCACUGUCUUUAAUCAACUCUUUGCUGUUUUGCGUGGCGAUCAUGUUGAUUUAAAGUCUCACAUGUCGGCGGCGGAAAAAAGCAUCACGGUUUACAAAGAGGUUGUUCGAAAUUUGGUCACUUUGCGUGAUGAGGGUUCGUCGAACAAUGCAGCUCGAGCAACGGAUGUAAAUGCUGCGGUUGAACUUGUUGAUCACAACCAUUUGGCAAUGCUGGUUGAGAUGGGCUUUGAACGGCGCGAUGUCGUUCAAGCGCUCAUUGAAAGUCAAUCAAUCUCUGAGGCUACCGAUUAUUUGAUCUCGAAUAACAGACAGCAAACAGCACCUGUUACACGAGCACAAACCUCUGAUGAGACAGCGACAGCCACUGAGGAUAGCACAAGUGAGACAACCACCAAGCCGACACCGAUGAAACGAAUUUCGAGUGAAGAGGAGGCACCAUUGAAUGAGCUGAAACUUGACCUCAAUAUUGAUGAUGCUGUUUCGCGGACUUGCAAUGAGAUGAUUCCACUGUGUCGUAGACUGAUGGACGUUGGAUCGGAUCUAGUCUACAGUUCGGCAGAUCUGGUGAUCGGUGUCAUCGAUACAGCAGAUCCAACUUGGAGAACUCAGGGCCUAAUUCGAGCUGGAAUGUGUGACGAACUUCUCAAACUCUCAAGGGAGCUUCUGGCUGAUUUGAACUGUAAGGAAACGGCUAGAAAUCUUUCGACCCGACUGCAUUUUGCUUGCUUACUCUGGGAAGAUGUUGCUGAAGAGUACAUACAGACUCUUGCUGAAUACCCACUUCGAGAGACUUUGAUUCAACUGGCAGUGACAUUAUCAAAGACCACUGAUGGAGAUCAACAUUUGCAAGAGAAAGGACUCAUUGGACCAUUGUUGUUGUGGCUUGACCUUUACUCGAAAUGCUCGCGAAUGGUUCGAAGAAAGACACUUUUGACAGAGACUCUUAAUGGAUCAUCAUUGAAUUGGUCGUAUUAUCAAUUUGAAGAACGUUUUGGAGCCCGAGGAAAAUUUGUUACGUUCGAUGCGGAGACAACGCAAGUGAUCAACAAAGCUUUUCUCGAUGGCAAGCAAAAGAUUGCAUUCAAAAUGAAAAGCAAAGAAUAUGUACUGACGUUUGAUGACAUGACGAUGAAAGUGGAGGGUACAAACAAUGCGGAACGAAAUCUUGUAUGCGCUGAACUUCCAAAAGAGUUUGCUGUGAACAUUAAGGAUGUGCUUGAUGAGGAACGAACCUCUACCUUAUCGGACGGAGAAGUCUCUGAUUUAAUCGAGGCCGCGAUCAACAUCGUGAAAAAAGUUAGCAUUCAUCACUCGGUCGCCCAUUCGGUGUUACUUCUGUUGGCAAGAUUGACGUUGAAUGAGACUGUUGCAAAUCACUUUUACCAGAUUAAUGGCUUACGAGAUUUGCUACAAGUGCAAUGCCUAUCGUCGCCAUCCACGUCCGGCCUGUUGACAUUGAUUGUUAGAAAUUGCAUCGACAACCAGGCUCUGCUUGCACCAGUUUACGAAAGAUCCAUCCGAGCCGUCGCUGGUGGAACGCACAACUCAGGAAAUACGACUUUCACAAGAUGGAACCCAGCAAGGAAUGCCCAUAUGAGAGAUUGGCGUUCUUCGUUGAAUGCUCUGCAGCCACUUCUCGUUCGCGAUCCUGAACUAUUUGAGAACACCAUGGAAUCAAUUGCUAAAAUUUCGGAUGGAAAGUUGGCUAUUCAGCAACCCCAGCAAGGUACUCAAGCGACAUCCACCCAGAAUCCAUCUACGUCAGUUGAAACAAAGAACGCGAGCAUAACACCAGCUACUAACCAAAAAGUUGCAAAGAUCUUGGAAAUUUUGCUUCGUGAAGUUUUGGAAUCAGAAUGGCCAAUAGAUGAAGUCUCUGGAUCACAGCGACGAAUGGUUUCAAAAGCCGUUCUAUUAACCAUCGCUGCUGAAUUGGUGCGUGGAUAUAGCUGUGUGGCCAGCGUACUGUGCGAGCUCAAAGCAGAGGAUCAUCCCGGACACACAAUUUUAUAUCCGUUGAUCGAUAAAAUUAUUGGUGAUCUAAAAGAUAUCGAAACACACAACGCAAUGCGUACCCUUGUCGCCACGAUCUCAUCAUGCAACUUUGCGAGCAAGGCAAUGGAUACACUGGUGUCAGAGGUGAAAUCAGUGAUCACGGAUUUGGCCCAUAAGAAUUAUGAAAGUCAGCAACUACUCUCAAAGGUUUCGGAAUUGGCUAACCUUGUUGUCCUGAUGCGAGAGGCCUGCCCGACUACAUCGAAUAAGUUACCUGGCAAUCGGGAGCAAAAUCAGGGAUCGCAAAACUCAACGAACACGAUGGUACGGCUCCUCUAUCGUAAGAAGAUCUGCAGUGAGUUGGCACGCGUUUUGGCUCUUCUACCGCUAGGCAAGAAGGAAUCGGUAGAAACAGUGAACAACGUGCUUCGGACUUUGGAUGAGUUGGCGCGAUCGAUAAACUCGUUAAUCACUCUUCAACCCAACAGCUCUGACCGAACGCGAGAAGCCACUGUUGCUGUUCAAGAUGUGUCAUUUUCUGUUGCACCAGAUCCAACGAUUCCACCAAUUGUUUAUGAUGAAGAACACGACUCCUUGGUAAUCACUCUCGAUGAAGAAGAUACCGAAGAUGAAGGCGACGAAAUUUUUGAAGACGAUGACGACGAUGAUGAAGAACAAAGCGAAGAAGAUCCUCUUGAGCGACGCCAUCUUCCAGAUGAAGAAGAGACAAACAGUGAAAAUUCCGAAACAGAAGCACAUCAUGCGCACCUCGAUGACCAUGAUCACGAAGAGGAGAUGGUUCGCGAUGGAGAAGAAAAUGAAGAAGUGUCCUCGCAGUCGACUCAAGAAGAAGCACCAGAAGCUAUUCCAAACGGCGUUGAUGUCACAAUGCACGACACUGACGGAGAGCAGGCUCAAGCGCAUGAAGAUAAUCUGGUUAACGAAGUGACGGCUGAAGAAGAAAGCGAAGAUAUCGAUGAAGAGGAUGAUGAAUUUGAGCGCCUCUAUGAAAUUGGGGAUCUUGCUCGUUUUCCACAAGAUAUCGAAGCCCAAAUUUUAUUUGAUCGAGACGUUGAUGGACUUGGCUUACCAUUCUCUAUCAUGCAGCCAGGAACUUCCAUGCAGAGGCAUCAAUUUAACGCGAACCGAACACAAGAUCAUCCACUGCUAGUGCGCCCAACAGGUCUUGCUGCAGAAACAGCUCGCCCAACGAUGCGUGAGAUCAACGAAAGACAACCACAAAGAUUCUUGAUUGAACGGAUUCCAGGAAGAAGUGGAAUUGGAAUUCAAAGGACAGGAGCAAUUCGAACGAGAAUGUUGGAGAACGUGUUCUUGGAUGAGCUAAGACACCUCGGGACCUUAGGCCAAGGAAUGCGACAAGUUUUGGACAGAGCUAAUCUUUUUGCUUUCACGGAUGGUUCCAAUGAGAAUUCUGGUGCACCAAUGGCAAGUGAUCGAAGAUGGUCUCAUGCAUCGACGGCGUUGGAAAGACUAGCUGAUAGCAUCCGCUUGCUGGAACCAUUGUCUGCCCAAUAUCUUACAAUUCUUGUUAACCACAUCGUUGUUCGGAAAGCCGAAGAAAAGGAAAAACCAGUCUCUGAAACCACGAUUCCAAGCAAAGAGCUUCUGCAAAAAGCUUUGCAACAAGCCGUAAGAAGGGAAACGGAACCCGUUCAACCGACAGCAGAAGAACCAAUGGACACCCAAGAAGAGCGAGCUCAAGUUGCCGAAGCAACCGCUGAAGCACCUAUGGAACAAGAACAAGUACCUCCAGUGCCACCAGUCGAAAAUGAAGCAAAUAAUCAAGAUGAACAGGAUGUCGCCAUGAUCAGCCCAUCUUCUGAAUCGCCGAUGGAAACGACCAAUGACAACCAAGAAACGCCAAAUCAAGAGCAACAAAUUCAAAGCGCAGCGGAAGCUCUUCCUACGAUCGCAGAUCCCCAAGAGGCAAAUCAGAUGAACUCAACUGCUGAAAAUGCGGAACAACCAACGGCAUCUUCAGGAAUGGUCAGAGUUCCAGAACAAUAUCGAGAUAUUCUUGGAGACAUCGAAAUCCCGGAAGGAGUUGAUGUUGAGUUUAUGGCUGCUCUUCCAGAGGAUCUUCGUCAAGAAAUUUUGCGCGAUCAUGCCAGACAACAAAGAGCUCAGAACCCAACCAAUCCGGCUCCCGAACGUGCUGCAAUUCAAAAUGCUCCCGGAGUAGAGCCUGUCGAUCAAGAAUUUUUGGCAGCUUUACCGGCAGAUCUUCAACAGGAAAUCUUGGCUCAACACGAACGAGCUGUUCGAGAGGCUCAAAAUGCCCAAAAUGCCCAAAAUGCUGACCAACCGGCCGCAAAUCUACCACCGACAAAUUCGGCUGAUGACGCACUUGCUUUAAUUGAGAGCUUGGCCCCUGCUCUUCGAGCUCAGGUUCUUGCUGAUGCCGAUGACGCUACACUUGCCGCACUUCCUCCUGCAAUUGCCGCUGAAGCGAGACGUUUACGAAAUCGAUUUGACAGAGAGCACGCUUUUCGCAUUCAACAAAGACUGACCCUCCCGAUCCCCCGGCGUCAUAUUCUUGGGGGAGCACGAAUACCGCCGCACAUGAUGGAAGAUUUGGCUUUUCCAGCUGGAGCACGGACUACAGAUAACAACACCGUCCAGAUUCUCGAUCGUGAUGCUCUUGCGGUUUUGAUAUCUUUGUAUUUCAUUGAUAACCCUCGAUUCAGUGUCAAUCGCUUGUUAAAGGUCAUCCGCUCCGUUUGCUCUCAUCCAGCAUCAUGUGAUUUUCUGAUUUGGGCCAUGUUAUCUCUUUUGGAGAAAGUUCUUGAAGUACCAGAUGAAGAUGAGUCGGUUGCUCCUUCUGGAACAUCUUCGUGGAUGGAUUGCUUUACAGUUUCUGGUAAUAACGAUCCAGCCAUAAAAAUCUCGACAGAUGGACAAAAUGCUUGGAUCCAUCCACAAAUCGCCUCAUCGACUGCUAAAUCAAUUUGUGAUACGUUGAUCAACUUGAGCAAAGUUUUUCCGGGACAUUUCCUUCCAUCUCAACUUCGAAAUGAGUAUAAGCCGCAAAAUCCUCUCAAGGAUAACCCGUCUUCCGAAAAGUUCUGGAAAAUUGUUGCUGAUAUUGGCCACAGAAAGUCUCAUGGAAAGGAAUCACAAUUGGUUGACGAGUUGCGUUUUUCGUCUUUGGAAUCAUCGCCGGCUGCGCGCUUGCUUCUGAUGCUCGAAAAACCAGUUUCCACCAGAAAUGUAGAAAUCCAGGGCAAGCUCUUGAAAAUGUCAACGCAAAUCUUUGUGACUUUGCCAAACAAUACGGCGGAAUUGGUUAAUGGUUCUGUUCCGCAAUCGGAAACACUGUUGCAUGAGCAUUUGGCCACAAUUGUUCAUUUGAUUACGAAAACAAAGCUACCAAAAGAAGCUAUUCAAGAUGCUCGCACCUUAUUGGUCGAAAUCAUUCGUUCACUGAGGUCUUCAACAUCAACUUUCAUUUUCGAGCAACUCUACCGAAAUAUUGAAAGCUUAGCUAGCCAGUUGAUUCCACAAAUAUCAGAACUUGGUGCUCAACUCAAAAACAUUAAACCUUCCUCGGAAACUGAGACAAUAUCAUAUCCAGCUGAACCAUCGGUUGCUGAAUGUAGUCGCACUGUUCGCAUGGGAGAACGCGUUCAGAUUAAUCGAUAUGAUGGGGAACGAGUUAUUAUUGAAGGAGAUGCAUCCGGAAGGUCGCUUGCCGUGGCUUCGACCUGUGAAGAACUACAACUGCCAGCCGUGAGCGCGCUUACUGAUAAGGCCGGUGUACAAUAUGCACUAUUGCAAGGAUUACAAACCGCAUGCAAGCUUCGUGACAUGCUUCGAAUCUUGAGAGAAAAACGGAGAAAAGAAGCCGAGGAAACCAAGAAGAAGCAACAGAGUGCGCAGAGUAAAACCACUCCUGCCGAAAUACCAGCAAGUGAACAAAUCACGGAGUCUGAUGUUGCCGGAGAGGAGCCUCAGCCAUCCACUAGCGCACAAGCUCCGACAAGCGAGGAGAAGAAGGAACUGACAUUGCCACCUGCACUUGAGCUCAAAGAGAUUGAAGAAAGAUUGAGUCAACGAUUGCAAUCUAUUGACGCUCUGUGGCCUCUUGUUUCCUCAUGUCUUGAACGCCUGGGAAAAGCGAGCGAUCCACAUGCUGUGUUAGCACUUCAACCUGUGGCUGAGUCAUUUUUCUUGGUCCAUGCAAUUCAUUCGAGUGAGUCUACAUCUAACGAUCACGAUGAUCCGGACACCAAAAAAUUGAUUCAAUUUGCAGAGCAGCAUCGCAGUGUCCUCAAUCAAGUGCUCAGACAGGAUCCCUCAGCUCUUGCCGAUGGUGGUCCAUUCACUGUUCUCACACUCUUCCCAAAACUUCUCGACUUUGAUGUAAAGCGAAAAUAUUUCCGAAAGCAGCUGACCACCACGGAGGAUGCUAGAAGCUAUCGACGUGAAGAUGUUGCGAUCCGAGUUCGCCGCUCUCACAUCUUCCUGGAAUCAUAUCGAGAACUGUUCCAUCUGAGACCACACGAAUGGAAACAUCGUUUCUACAUUCUUUUUGAUGGCGAAGAGGGUCAAGAUGCUGGAGGGCUGCUCAGAGAAUGGUUCUCAGUGAUCACCCGGGAAAUUUUCAAUCCAAACUACGCUCUUUUCAUCACCUCGCCUGGAGACCGUGUGACCUAUAUGAUCAAUCGUGCUUCCCAAGUCAAUCCUGAACAUCUCGACUAUUUCAAAUUUGUCGGAAGGAUCAUUGGGAAAGCAAUCUACGACAACAAGCUAUUGGAUUGCUAUUUCACCCGAGCAUUCUACAAACACAUUCUCAAUCUGCCUGUCAGACAUCAAGAUCUGGAAAGUGAAGAUCCAUCCUUCUACAACUCGUUGCGCUUCAUCUUGGAGAAUCCAAUCAAUGAAUUGGGCUUGGAUUUAAUCUUUUCACUUGAGGUCGAAGAAUUUGGAGUGCGUGAUUUCCGAGAUUUGAAGCCCAAUGGACAAUCCAUCCCAGUGACAGACGAAAACAAAGAAGAAUAUGUGAAGCUUGUUUGUCAGAUGAAAAUGGCCGGUGCCAUCCGCAAGCAGUUGGAUGCUUUCCUCACUGGUUUCUAUGAAAUCAUUCCAAAGAAUUUGAUCUGGAUGUUCAACGAACAAGAACUUGAAUUGUUGAUCUCGGGUCUUCCCGAUGUGGAUAUUGAUGAUUUGGCCGCCAACACCGAAUAUCGGGCUUACACAAAAUCAAGUCCACAGAUUCAAUGGUUCUGGCGAGCUCUCCGCUCAUUCGAACAAGAAGACCGAGCUAAAUUUUUGCAAUUUGUCACUGGAACUAGCAAGGUGCCACUACAAGGUUUCGCUUCUUUGGAGGGAAUGAAUGGAUCGCAAAAGUUCUCGAUUCACAUGGACAGUCGAAGUGGCGACAGAUUGCCAGCUGCACAUACAUGUUUCAACCAGCUUGAUCUACCUCAAUACGACUCGUAUGAGAAGCUCCGUGAAUGUCUUCUAAUUGCAAUUCGCGAAUGCACUGAAGGAUUCGGAUUUGCG